AGAGGAGGGCCGGGCGGAAGUCACCGGAGGCUGCAUUUGGCUGUUGCACUCCUGCGGCCGGAGGCGGAAAGUACUGACUUCCGGCUAGUGCCUCGAGUAGGAGUGAGCUGAUGGCGGAGGCUGACGCCUUAGAGGUGGUUUUGCAGAAGCCGUAGACCGACCCCCAGACCAGCCGAGCGUCCGCUCCGUGGGGGCAGCUGUCCCUCAGUGAAUAAAUAGGACCAUGAUAUUGACAAAAUUAAGGAAAUUUAUAGUGAAUCAACAGAAAGCAUCCAGUUGGCAUAUUAAUCACGUGUGUUCCCAUAGAACAAGAGUGAUUUUAAAGGGAUUCAUAUCUCAAGCUUCUCUCAGAAGAAAUUAUAGUUCCUUACCAGUAGAAAAUGAUAUCAAAUCUCUGCGCUCCAUCAUCAAUCCUCCUAUGGCUAAAAUUCGUAACAUUGGAAUUAUGGCUCAUAUUGAUGCAGGCAAAACCACAACCACAGAGAGAAUAUUGUAUUAUUCUGGAUAUACAGGAUCUUUGGGAGAUGUUGAUGAUGGGGACACAGUGACGGAUUUCAUGGCCCAAGAGCGAGAAAGAGGCAUUACCAUUCAAUCAGCUGCUGUUACAUUUGAUUGGAAGGGGUGUAGAGUUAAUCUAAUUGAUACGCCAGGUCACGUGGACUUCACUUUAGAAGUUGAACGCUGUCUAAGAGUAUUGGAUGGUGCAGUAGCUGUAUUUGAUGCUUCAGCAGGUGUAGAGGCACAGACUCUGACAGUAUGGAGACAAGCUGAUAAACACCACGUGCCUCGAAUCUGUUUUUUAAAUAAGAUGGACAAAACUGGAGCAAGUUUUAACUAUGCUAUUGAAAGCAUAAGAAAGAAGCUGAAGACAAAACCUUUGCUUUUACAGUUGCCAAUUGGUGAAGCAAAAGCUUUCAAAGGAUUAGUUGAUGUUGUGACUAUGGAAAAAGUUAUUUGGACCCCUGUAUCUAAUUCUGAUGACGGAAAACAGUUUGUGAGAGAGCCCCUUACAGAACUGAAUGAUCCUGAAUUGCUGUUGGAGGCCAAGGAAGCAAGAAAUGCCUUAAUUGAACAAGUUGCAGAUCUGGAUGAUGAGUUUGCUGACCUAGUUUUAGGAGAGUUUAUUGAAAAUUUUGAUUUGUUACCAGCUGAAAAGUUACACCCUGCAAUACGUAGAGUAACUAUGGCUCAGAGAGCUGUCCCUGUGCUCUGUGGAAGUGCCCUGAAGAAUAAAGGGGUCCAGCCUUUGUUAGACGCCAUUACCAUGUACCUGCCUUCUCCUGAUGAGCGCAACAAUGAAUUUCUGCAGUGGUAUAAAGAUGACUUGUGUGCCUUGGCAUUUAAAGUUCUCCAUGACAAACAGCGUGGGCCUCUCGUUUUCAUGCGCAUUUAUUCUGGUACAAUGAAACCCCAGUCAGCCGUCCAUAACAUUAAUGGAAAUUGCACAGAGAGAAUAAGCCGGUUACUAUUGCCUUUUGCUGACCAACAUAUCGAAAUUCCUUCUUUGACAGCAGGCAAUAUUGCCCUAGCUGUAGGACUUAAACAGACUUCCACUGGGGAUACCAUUGUUUCGUCCAAGGCCUCAGCAUUGGCUGCAGCCCGUCGAGCUGGAAGGAAUGAAGGAAAGAUACACAGAAAAAACAUGGAAACAGGGAGCCUUUUAUUAGCAGGGGUAGAGAUUCCAGAACCUGUCUUCUUUUGUACCAUAGAGCCCCCUUCAGUAGCCAAACAGCCAGAACUGGAUCGAGCAUUGAACUGCCUUCAGCGUGAAGAUCCCAGUUUAAAAGUGCGGUUAGAUCCUGACUCUGGACAAACUGUUCUCUGUGGUAUGGGGGAGCUGCACAUUGAGAUCAUUAAUGACCGCAUCAAAAGGGAAUAUGGAGUUGAGACCUUUCUUGGUCCUCUACAAAUAGCAUAUAGAGAAACCAUCCUAAACUCAGGCCAUGCCACAGAUACGUUGGAUAGAACUUUAGGAGAGAAAAGACAUUUAGUGACUGUGGAACUGGAAGUGAGACCAUGUGCAAGAGAAAAAUCUGAAGUAGUUCCUGUUAUUGAGUAUGCUGAAAAUAUCAGGGAGGAGCUUCUGCAAGAGUUUCAAGAGGCCAUUGAAAAUGGAAUUCGUAGUGCAUACCUGCAAGGACCAUUGCUUGGAUUCCCAAUUCAGGAUGUUGCAGUUACUCUGUGUUCAUUGACACUUCACCCUGGCACCUCUACAACAAUGGUUUCGGCCUGUGUCUCCCGUUGUGUGCAAAAGGGCCACCAUAUUGGUGUCAUAACUGUGGAUACCAUAGGCUUUCAUCCUUCAGCAUCUCAGAUCUUCCAAAGUCAUGGGCUCCACCAGCCUCAGGCUCCUCAUCAGCAGGGACUGUAAGUGUGCACCACCAAGCCCAGUGGACUUUUGUUUUAUUUUCUUUAGCUUUUGGCCCCCUUUUGCUUAUCAGAGAAAGACUUAGAUGACUUGGUAUUGAUAAGGAACCUGUAGGGAGGCUGUAUUUAAGACCAUUUCUGUUUGCAAACCAAACCUGUGCUGAAGCCUGGAUCUGUUAGCUUUGACUGUAAAUCUCUGGAUAAAGUUGUGUUCUUUGUUCUGCCAGUAGCUUCCCUCUGCAAUUAGCUUGUCAGCUCAUUUCAUUUGAAGAUAAA
Messenger RNA from Vombatus ursinus (common wombat), 2643 nucleotides. It is a transcript of the gene GFM2, whose product is annotated as G elongation factor mitochondrial 2. Gene Ontology annotation, cellular component: mitochondrion. The coding region runs from base 224 to 2371 and encodes 715 amino acids. The record is from RefSeq and is a predicted model, not a curated record. Gene Ontology annotation, biological process: ribosome disassembly; mitochondrial translation. Gene Ontology annotation, molecular function: translation elongation factor activity; GTP binding; GTPase activity. The transcript is spliced from 20 exons. NCBI's taxonomy places the organism in Eukaryota, Metazoa, Chordata, Mammalia, Diprotodontia, Vombatidae.